Messenger RNA from Fusarium coffeatum, 1305 nucleotides. RefSeq lists its product as uncharacterized. The coding region runs from base 1 to 1305 and encodes 434 amino acids. Gene Ontology annotation, biological process: mRNA splicing, via spliceosome; mRNA export from nucleus. The transcript has 5 exons. Lineage: Eukaryota; Fungi; Ascomycota; Sordariomycetes; Hypocreales; Nectriaceae. Gene Ontology annotation, molecular function: RNA helicase activity; ATP binding; RNA binding. The record is from RefSeq and is a predicted model, not a curated record.
AUGUCUCACGAGGAAGAUCUCAUUGAUUACUCCGACGAGGAGAUCGGUGGCAACGAUACCGCCGCGACCACCUCCAACGGCAAGAAGGGCGAGCUCGCCGCCGGUAACAAUGUCGACAAGAAGGGCAGCUACGUCGGUAUUCAUUCGACCGGUUUCCGCGAUUUCCUCCUCAAGGCCGAGUUGCUCCGCGCUAUUGCCGACUGCGGUUUCGAGCAUCCAUCGGAGGUCCAACAAACCUGUAUCCCCCAGGCCCUCCUCGGUGGUGACAUUAUCUGCCAGGCCAAGUCCGGUCUAGGAAAGACUGCUGUCUUUGUUCUUGCUACCCUACAGCAAGUCGAACCAGUGAACGGGGAGGUCUCUGUGGUCGUUAUGUGCCACACUCGUGAGCUCGCCUACCAGAUUCGCGACGAGUACAACCGUUUCAGCAAGUACAUGCCUGACAUCAAGACCGGCGUCUUCUAUGGCGGUACCCCCAUCAAGACCGAUAUGGAGACCCUUAAGAACAAGGAGACUUGCCCUCACAUCAUCGUCGGUACUCCCGGUCGUCUUAAGGCUCUUGUUCGUGACAAGGCUCUGCGUCUUGGUAGCGUCCGUAUCUUCGUGCUGGACGAGUGUGACAAGAUGCUUGACCAGCCUGACAUGCGCACCGAUGUCCAGGACGUCUUCCGUGCUACCCCUCAGCAGAAGCAGGUCAUGAUGUUUUCGGCCACCCUCUCCGAGGAGGUUAAGCCCAUCUGCCGAAAGUUCAUGCAGAAUCCCACUGAGCACUACGUCGAUGAGGACACCAAGCUCACUCUUCACGGCCUUCAGCAGUACUACAUCAAGCUAGAAGAGAAGGAGAAGAACCGUAAGCUCAACGAACUCUUGGACGAUCUCCAGUUCAACCAGGUCAUCAUCUUUGUGCGCAGCACUGUCCGCGCUACUGAGCUUGACAAGCUCCUGCGAGAGUGCAACUUUCCUUCGAUCGCUGUUCACUCCGGUGUCAGUCAGGAAGAACGUAUCCGCCGUUACAAGGAGUUCAAGGAGUUCAAGAAGAGAAUCUGUGUUGCCACAGAUGUUUUCGGACGAGGUAUCGAUAUCGAGCGUAUUAACCUGGCGAUCAAUUACGAUCUAUCCAACGAUGCUAGCUCCUACCUUCACCGAGUGGGUCGUGCUGGACGAUUCGGUACCAAGGGUCUGGCCAUCUCAUUCGUCAGCACCGACCAAGACCAGGAGGUGCUCAAGGAGAUCGAGAAGCGAUUUGAGGUCGCUCUUCCUGAAUUCCCUAAGGAGGGUGUCGAUGCCAGCACUUACAUGGCUUCCUAA